AUGUCUGACAAAGAAUUUAUAAACGAUUUUAAAGAAAACUACGCUAAAGUCCGAAAGUUGUUAGAUGAAGAUAGUAAGAAUGAUCCCGAGAACGAGCCCUAUUUAUCAAAAUACAGAGCUAAAGAAAUCCUAAACAAUAUGCGUGAUGCGUUAAGCCGAAUAUCAAAUACGAAUACAAGUUUGGAUAAAAUAAAACUAGAUUCUAUGUUGGGGGCAGUUUUACUGAACAUAGGUGUUAUUGAUAUGGAAACAGAGGAGCUCACAUCAAGCGAGACCAUUCUACGGGAAGCUGAGGAUCUUCUCACACCUAACUCCAGUAGACCUGAAAUUGUGAUCACUUUAAUUAACAUAGAAAACAAUCUUGGUAUUCUUUGGUCUAAUAGAGAUGAACCAGGUAAAGCUAAAACGUUUUUACUCAAAGCAAAAUCGAUUUACGAAGAUUUUAAAUGUACAUUACAAAUGCCAUUGCCGAUUGAAUCAAUUAUAAGCAACACCUGUGAAAUUGCUGCUGGUGAUUUCAUGAUCUUGGAGAAAGCUCAUACAUUAACACUCUACUAUAUGGCUCAAAUCUAUGGUUCUCUAAAGGAAAACUUAAAGUCUGCUAUAUACUGUCAUGUGACUUUGCGACGGCAAUUGCAAUAUUCUGAUUACGAGCCCAUCGAAUGGUCAUUAAACUCUGCGGCAUUAUCCCAAUAUUUUGCUGAACAGAACGGCUUUUUCCAGUCGAGACAUCAUUUGGCAGCUGCUUCUACGAUUUUAGAACAGUAUGAAGCAAAGUUACUUGAAUCUGAGAGCAAUGAUGAUGCAUACCUGGCUAAAAUGGAAACAUUUAAACAUAGAUCUGCUGAUGUUGCUCGAUGUUGGGCUAAAUACUGUCUUCUUCUUAUGACUGCUUCAAAAGCGAGGCUCAUGAGUGAUGCAGAUAACCUCCCUGAUAGUAUUACAGGCACAAAUGUCCUAGAUAUGUCAAACUUGGCGUUAGAAGACAAUGAGAAGCUCAUCUUCCAAGAUUUAGAUGUUACAAAGUAUGAGAGUAAAAUUGUUGAUAAAUUCCUCCUAACUUAUCAAGAUGCACGCGAUGUGUUCCUAUGUUGCCAAACCUGGUUGAACAAAGCCAAAGAAUAUUAUAAACUGGAUUCAUUAGCUUCAGACUAUAUAGAACUCAUUCAGGAUAGUUCUCAGUCGUAUUCAUACCUGGCUUUUUUUGAAGAAGACGAUGAAAGGAGGGCUAAGAUGCAUAAAAGAAGAAUCGAUAUGCUAGAAGAUUUAAUCAAAGAAAUAAAUCCAACAUACUAUUUACAGUACUGUAGACAGUUGUGGUAUGAAUUAGGCGAAGUAUACUCUGAGAUUCUGAACAUAAAACUAGACAAGCUUAACAAAUCAAAAGAAAAACCGACCCCACAUUUGUUGAAGAAGGUUAAUAUGUUAUGUGAGAAAAGUAUUGAGAAUUACGAUCACUUCUUGAAUUCAGUCAAAGACAAAAAUGGAGAUAUGCCAGCGAAAUUAGAGUUUGAUAUGAUAAGACCUGUUAUUAGUGCAUACGCUUUCAUAGGAAGAAACAGUAUGAAGAGGAUCGCUUUGGACAAAAAUAUACAGUUGUAUCAUGUUAAGAAGAGCUAUGAUUCAUAUCAAGCAGUCGUUGACAUCUGCAAACGUGAUCAGGAUGCCGCUGGAAUGAUGUAUGAAGAAUACAGUCUGUGUCAGGAAAUGGUGAAUAUACUGCCGCUCAAAAUUAAGAAACUCGAAAGAGAAUGUGCUUCAUAA
This is a messenger RNA of Danaus chrysippus (African queen), 1764 nucleotides long. NCBI's taxonomy places the organism in Eukaryota, Metazoa, Arthropoda, Insecta, Lepidoptera, Nymphalidae. The record is from the annotation of a GenBank genome assembly.